AUGCCUCUUAUGUCGCGUCGCCGCAGUACUCUGGACAACCUCUUGAACGACAUCCGUAGUAAUACUCAGGAAGAUGCUGCCGCCGCAACUUCUGGCUAUGCCACCCCGGUACCCAACACCAGCCGUCCCAUGAGUGCUCAAGAGCCCAUCUCUCCCAUGGAUGUCCUCAGUCUUGGUCCNCCGUCUCCGCCCGUCCAGACUGCUACCCCAGCCACUGCUCGCUUUAGCAUGAUGCGAUGGAGGCACUUCUCCGACGGGCAGCUCUCAGCCAAGGCAAAGCUGCAAGCUGAUGCAGACAAGACCCCUCCUGUGCCUCAGGUCCCACUCCAACAUCAGUCGCAAAGUAUGUAUACCAAUCUCCGCCGUUCCGUCACCCCUGCUUAUAGCUAUCCUCCAGCUCCUGUGCCAAACCCUCAAAUCAUCACCACUGCCCCGACCAUGGAUGAACACAACCAUCCUGUCCAUCGCCCUAGAAAAUCAAAGAGUCCGUUCAAGCGUCAGAUCUCUAAGCUUAGCCCAGCGAAACGUCGAGAAUCCACCGAAGACCACCGACCUUGGCGCAGAGGCCGCUCUGUAGACAUCGACCGCCUCGUUCCCGAUGCUGUCGCGCCUCCACCCUAUGGCGAUGAAUCCAACUCAGCUUUGGCACUGCCUGUCACUCGUUUGUCCGACUCAUCUGGAGAACAACGAAGUUCUGGAGAACAUGUCACCUAUGCUACGACCACCACCACUCAUACUAUCUCCACCACCACAACCCUAUUCAGAUUGCCACGCCGNCAACAAAAAGAACAAAUCUCUAUUCCCAUUGCCUGA
Messenger RNA from Aureobasidium vineae, 813 nucleotides. NCBI's taxonomy places the organism in Eukaryota, Fungi, Ascomycota, Dothideomycetes, Dothideales, Saccotheciaceae. The record is from the annotation of a GenBank genome assembly.